This is a messenger RNA of Silurus meridionalis, 733 nucleotides long. It is a transcript of the gene calm3a, whose product is annotated as calmodulin 3a (phosphorylase kinase, delta). Gene Ontology annotation, molecular function: calcium ion binding. NCBI's taxonomy places the organism in Eukaryota, Metazoa, Chordata, Actinopteri, Siluriformes, Siluridae. The transcript is spliced from 6 exons. The record is from RefSeq and is a predicted model, not a curated record. Bases 198 to 647 code for a protein of 149 amino acids.
CCUCCUCCUCCUCUCCCCUGCUUGCGGUGCGACGGCGGAGUGGUGGCUUCAGCGCAGUUUCCGGUCCAGGAUUUCGAGCCGUGUGCGCUUACCGAGAGCUUUCAUUAAACCUGACCGGAUAACGGCUCAUAUUUCGGCCUGAGAAAAGCCGGGGCUCGCUUUCCUGCGGAUUUGCUUCAGCUCAUUUGUGAAACACAAUGGCGGAUCAGCUGACUGAGGAACAGAUUGCAGAGUUCAAGGAGGCAUUUUCCCUCUUCGACAAAGAUGGCGAUGGCACUAUCACCACUAAAGAGUUAGGAACUGUGAUGCGUUCACUUGGUCAGAACCCCACAGAAGCUGAGCUGCAGGACAUGAUCAAUGAGGUCGAUGCUGAUGGAAAUGGAACAAUAGACUUUCCAGAGUUUCUGACCAUGAUGGCCAGGAAGAUGAAGGAUACAGACAGUGAAGAGGAGAUCCGAGAAGCCUUCAGAGUCUUUGACAAAGAUGGAAAUGGAUACAUCAGUGCAGCUGAACUACGCCACGUCAUGACCAACCUUGGCGAGAAGCUGACGGACGAGGAAGUGGAUGAAAUGAUUAGAGAGGCUGACAUUGAUGGCGACGGGCAGGUGAAUUAUGAAGAGUUUGUGCAAAUGAUGACUGCAAAGUGAAAGAUGUUUUCCAUUCUGUCUCUCUUUUACAUUGCUUGUCCUACUAAGAUCACUCUGUUUUUAGAAAAUAAAUGAUCAGAAGUUUA